Molecule: messenger RNA, 4931 nt
Organism: Argiope bruennichi
Lineage: Eukaryota; Metazoa; Arthropoda; Arachnida; Araneae; Araneidae
Product: zinc metalloproteinase nas-7-like
Exons: 5
Coding region: 891-1649 (252 amino acids)
Biological process (GO): proteolysis
Molecular function (GO): zinc ion binding; metalloendopeptidase activity
Source: RefSeq, a predicted model, not a curated record
AUCAUGGACGUAAUCACAGAUUCCCAAUUUUUCCCUCCUGCAUUUUCCUGUACUCAUGAAUUAGAUUCAUAUGUAUCAUAAAAAAAAAGGAAUUUUUGAUGAACUUAUCUGAUAUCCAGUUAGGAGAGAAUUCAGAAUUUAGUUUCUUCUAAGCGCUCAUUGAGAGAGCAUUGGACGAUGCUUAGAGUGUGGAUGGCUUGCAAUUUUAUUUUUAAAAGUUAAAAAGCAGUUUCAAGAUCUAUUUAAUUUUGUUUCAAAUUAUUGGAAAACGUUUUCAAGCUGUGCGAAUCGUUUGAAAUUCUAAAGUAUGUUUUUGUUUGUUGCCAUGUUGUUAACCAGUGCCAAACGAUUUUAAAUCGUCGAUAGAAAUCGUUUGCUUUUGUUAUUUAGUAGCAGAUGGGAAGAAAGUUUGCAUCUGUCAACGUAUAAAAAUGGAUAUUUAGAAUUUGGUUCAAAUGGCUUAUAAAUGAAGCUGCUAUUCAGAACAGUUUUUCGAAAAUGGUUUUAAAACUUGAAUGAAUGUUUUUAUGAAGAAAAUAUCAUGCUAACGGAUAUGAAGUACUCUUAAGAAAUAAAAAAAAGAAACUUUCAAGAAAUUUUAAUAUAUUUUGGAUAUUGAUAUUUUUAAACAAAAAAAAAAAAAAAAUACUUUCCUUGAAAAAUAUGCAUUUUAGUGAUUCAGGAAUACUUUUUGUUAAGAGCUUAAAUACACAAGAGUGUACGCCAAUACCUUGGAAUAGAAUUUUUGAGAAAAUACUGAGAAUGAAGCAGUACUGAAUCAUAAAUGUGCUCGAAUUUUAACUGAGCGAUUAGUUUCAUUUUAGAAUAUCUUCAUACAUCAUAAUUACUUGAAGCAAGCGGUUCAUUAUUUAUUUAUCACAUUAUCAAAAAUGAUAAAGUUAUCUGUCUUCAUUUUAACAAUUACUUUCAUCUUUUAUGGAUUAUGCGCAAAACCUCUUCGUAAACAACGAAUCCGACGCAAUGCUUACAGAAAUGAAAGCAGGCUUUGGCCAAAAGCUGUUGUUCCUUAUACAAUCGAUGAUGAAUAUAGCAAACAAGAGCGGAGCGUGAUCGAAAAAGCGAUGAAGGACAUUCAAUCCAUUAGCUGCAUCCGAUUCAAGAAGCACAACACUGAGAAGGCUUUCGUUGAAAUAGUUCGAGGCAAAGGAUGCAGGGCUGUAGUGGGCUACAUCGGCAGACGAUCCAAGCUGACUCUGGGACACGGAUGCAUCUGGGUGGCGAGGGUUCUUCAUGAGCUGCUACAUGUGCUCGGCUUUUUCCACGAACAUACUAGACCAGACAGGGACGACUUCGUCACCAUAUUUGACGAUAAUAUAAAAACCGCGUCCAUCAACAACUUCCGUAAGAUGUCUGAGUCGAAAGUUACCACCUUUGGCCUUCCGUACGAUUUCAAAUCAGUCCUGCAUUAUCACGACAGGGAGUUUGCAAUCGACAGAACUAAAAAGACAAUCGAACCGAAAGUGCCAGUAGGGAAAGUAAUCAUUGGCAAAGCGGAAGAGCUCUCCAAAAUGGACAUUCUAAAACUGAACAAACUUUACCAUUGUCCGAAGAAAAAGCAUUACGAAUUUGAAGACGAAGGAUCGGGCCAAACAGAACUGGAAGACAAUUUCAUUGUUGUGUCCAUGUGACCAUUACUGGAAGUAUUUUUCGUCUGAUGUUUCCCUUUAUAUUCGUUACAGGAGCAUAGUUGUUCAGUUCUCGGAUUAUUGAAAGAUUUAAAAGGAUAAAUUUCACUGGUUGUUGUAAAAUGCAUUUUGAAACUUUUAAUUUACUUCUUGUUUUAAACGGGUUAUCUACUGGUCACGAAAAAUUCUUAUUUCCUUUUUGGUAACGAAUGUUUAUCACCAGAAUCAAAAAGUUUCUUAUUUAAUUUCGGUGAUGAACGUCAUGAAAAGGUUUCUUAUUUGAUUUUGGAGACGAAGGUCAUGAGAAAGUUUCUUAUUUGAUUUUGGUGACGAAGGUCAUGAAAAAGUUUCUUAUUUGACUUUGGUGACAAAGGUCAUGAAAAAGUUUCUUAUUUGAUUUUGGUGACAAAAGUCAUGGAAAAGUUUCUUAUUUGAUUUUGGUGACAAAGGCCAUGAAAAAGAUUCUUAUUUGAUUUUGGUGACGAAUGUCAUGAAAAAGUAUCUUAUUUUGGUGGUGAAUGUCAUAACAAAAUGUAUCUUAUUUAAUUUUGGUCACGAGUGUCAUGAAAUAGUAUCUCAUUUGAAUUUGGUAACGAAUGGCAUAAAAAAAAGUAUCUUAUUUGAUUUUGGAAACGAAUGCCAUGAAAAAGUAUCAUAUUUGAUUUUGUAAACGAAUGCCAUGAAAAAAGUAUCUUAUUUGAUUUUUGUACGAAUGACACAAACGGUCUACAUUCAUGGAUUUUGAGAGCUUCGUUUACGGUUAUGGACUUUUUCCCCUUAUCAGAAAGAAUUCUCUCAGAAUUCUUUAAUGAUGGUAAAGUUUCCAACUUUCUAGACAAAAUAUCCAUUUUUAAAAAUUGGAAAUUGCAUUUGAUUUCCUUUUGAUCUUAAAGCUCGUUUUUCAAUAAAUAAAGAUAUAUUUAUAUGUUUAUUAAAAUCACGCCAUGGUAAUGAGCUUUAAGAUGUCUCUUUCUGUAAGAAUAAAAAAAGUUUUAAGAAUAAGAUACUUUAGUAUUUAGUUGCUGAAUGUCAAAGGUAGAUUAUUUUAAUUGUAUAGAGUUUUUAUUUUUUAAAUGAAGAGUUUUAUGUUCUACUUAAAUGUGAAAACUGGAUGCUAAUAUUUUCUGUACAAUUUUGUAAAACAGCGUUGAAGAAUUUUUAGACCAAAUACUGGAGCAUUUGCUUAUGAUCAGAAAGAAAGAAGAUUUUAAAUUAUUUUCAAAUGUUCCUUUGUUUAUUAAAUUAAAAUUACUGUAAUUAUUUUUAAGGUGUAUUUAAUAAUUUAAAAAUUAUUUAACCACUACUCUACUCAAAUAAUAAAGAUUUUAAAAUCUUAUUAAAUUUUUAUACGUAUAUAUGAAUAAAUUUAUAUGCCUGUAUAGCAGGAAAAAAGGAAAAUGCACGAUUGCAAUAAAAAAAGAAAUAUCCAAUAGUCUGAUGUAUUCUGAUAAUGAUUAGAUGUGUGCCAAAACCGGUAAAAAGCUCAUAAUUAAAAUUUAAAAAAAUUAAAUAGUUAUCAAAGGACUAGCAAUUCAAAAAAAUCUUUCAUAUGCUUGUGUACUAGAUGCAAAAAAAAAAAAAAAAAAAAAACCCUAAAAACAGCCAAAACAACAACAACAACAAAAACCCCAGAACAAAUAAUAAUAAUAAUAAAUAAAUAAAAGAGAGCAGGCAUAAAAAGAAAAAGUGAGAAGGUCCAAAUGUCUCAAGCAGAAGAGCCUACAAAAUAUCCUCAGCAACAGUAUCAUUGAAAUAUAAUUAGUAAGUAAUAAAAUUUACCAAAAAUAGGCAUUUUAAAUUUUGAAAACAGCAAAAUAAGUGAAAAAUAAAAAAUAAAAUAAAAUAAAGCAAAGAGAAAAAUAUAAAUAAACAAAUGAAAGAAAAAUAAGUAAAUAAAUUAAAAAAAUAAAUAAACAGAAAAAAAAAUAUAUACAAUGGCUCAGUCUAAGGCAGAGUCCUUAACUAGAUAAAGAGUUCUUUUUGCAUUUUUUUUUCUUUUAACCCACAAGAUACUGUCCACUUUUAACAGUGCUUGGCUUUCUCUGUGCAUACUUUGAAAGGACCAGGCAAUGGUAGAGACACAUUUAAAGUUUUCAACUGUUAAAAAAACCCAUUAACACUUGAAGUAUCAAAAGGAAUGCAAAUGCUUUACCACAAGGUACAACAGCCAAAAAAUACUUUUUUUCCCUUAUAGUUAAAAAACAUAUGGAAUCCAAAAUAAGAAAAAUUCCCACUAUAGUAAAACACAUAAUUUUCUAUUUAAAACUGAGAUAGUCAUUGUGCAAUCGGUUCUUAUAAUAUUACCAUUAACUGGAUGGGGUAAACAUACAGUGCUGUAAGUCACUUCCUCUUUGUUUACCAAAUAUUAAUGUAUUGAAAAAGGUAAUGUAUUUUUUGGGAACAAAUCUGUUCUAAUAUUAUUAUUUUGUGGUUCUCUUAGAUACAAAAUUAAUAAAGCAUUGAAUUGAAUCCAUGCAUUGGUUACAAUUAUAAGCUAAAUUUAUUUCAAAAUUGAUUUACACUAUUAUAGCUUUAACGCAUUAUUAGAUGAAAUUUUAAGUGUUUUUCAGUAGAUUGCAAAUAUUUAUAUUUCGAAAUGUAAAGUUUAUAGAGGGUUCCAUGUUACAUUGCUAGUCCAGUUGUUGCUUUCUUUCUUAUCAGCAACACUUAAAGCAAGAGAAUUAAAUCACUGGAUAUUGAAAUGUUUCACCUUCAUGUAAUGGUGUUUAUCGAAUCCUCUAAUACCAUAUAAUAAUAACUGCCGCACUAUAAUUUGAAAAUAAGAGUAUGUUUAUAUGAAAUUUUGCAUUUAAAGAUAAUUACUGAAUUCAUUAGAAUAGCAAAAUAGUUAUUAUAUAGUUUUGUUUUGCACCUUGGAAAGUUUUUAAAGAACUGAGAUUAUAAUAGUUAUAAAUGAGUUCGGAUAAGUGAAAAAAUAAUUAUAUGAAAUUAUAACUUAAUAAUGAUAUUUCCGAUGUUUUACAUAAUUACGAACAUGUAUAUUAUAGAAUCAUAAAAUUUUCACUGUGUAAUUACAAUAAAUUUUUUUAUUGUACUGUUGUAAUACAAGUAUUUAACUAUUUUAUUAACGCUAUUCGGCUUCAUUUGGGGGAAAUUUGUAUAUGAUAUUUGAAUGAAAAGAAUUGUGUUAGUACGUGCUGGACACAAAUAUUACUUGCACAAUCCUGUUUUAAUUACUUAUUAUAAAUUUUGUAUUGUUUAUUAAAAUUGAAUUGUUUUUAUAGUUUAUUCUACUUCAUUUAAUAAAAUAAAACAAAAAUUCUU